AUACUGAUCCGGGGCCUCCCGGGGGACGUGACCAACCAGGAAGUACAUGACCUGCUCAGCGACUAUGAGCUCAAGUACUGUUUUGUGGACAAAUACAAGGGGACAGCCUUCGUGACUCUGCUGAAUGGGGAGCAAGCCGAGGCCGCCAUCAGCACUUUCCACCAGAGCUGCCUGCGGGAGCGCGAGCUGUCGGUGCAGCUGCAGCCUACGGACGCCCUGCUGUGUGUGGCCAACCUGCCCCCCAGCCUCACACAGCAGCAGUUCGAGGAGCUGGUGCGGCCCUUCGGCAGCUUGGAGCGCUGCUUCCUGGUCUACAGCGAGCGCACUGGCCACUCCAAGGGCUAUGGCUUUGCUGAGUACAUGAAGAAGGACUCGGCCGCCCGUGCCAAGUCAGACCUCCUGGGCAAGCCACUGGGCCCGCGCACCCUCUACGUGCACUGGACGGAUGCCGGGCAGCUGACGCCCACCCUGCUUCACUCCCGCUGCCUCUGUGUUGACCGCCUGCCGCCUGGCUUCAGCGACGUGGACGCUCUACGUCGGGCACUGUCAGCUGUCCACACACCCACCUUCUGCCAGCUGGCGUGUGGCCAAGACGGGCAGCUGAAGGGCUUCGCGGUGUUGGAGUACGAGACAGCUGAGAUGGCAGAGGAGGCGCAGCAGCGGGCGGAUGGCCUGGCCCUGGGGGGCAGCCACCUGCGUGUGUCCUUCUGUGCCCCCGGGCCCCCCGGCCGCAGCAUGCUGGCUGCUCUCAUCGCUGCCCAGGCCACAGCCCUCAACCGUGGCAAGGGGCUCCUUCCUGAGCCCAACCUCCUGCAGCUGCUCAGCAACCUGGGGCCGUCCGCAUCCCUCCAGCUGCUGCUCAACCCCCUGCUCCACGGCACCACGGGCGGCAAGCAGGGCCUCCUGGGCGCCCCCCCGGCCAUGCCGCUGCUCAGCGGGCCUGCCCUGUCCACUGCGCUGCUGCAGCUCGCCCUGCAGACCCAGAGCCAGAAGAAGCCCGGGAUCCUGGGAGACUCACCCCUGGGCACCCUCCAACCUGGGGCCCAGCCGGCCAACCCCCUCCUCGGGGAGCUAUCUUCAGGGGGGAGCCUGCCCCCGGAGCUGCCAUCCCGGCGAGGAAAGCCACCACCCCUGCUGCCGCCACUGCUUGGUCCCACUGGGGGUGACCGGGAGGCUGUGGGCCUGGGUCCCCCUGCAGCCCAGCUCACUCCUCCCCCUCCCCCCAUGGGGCUCCGAGGCGCUGGCCUCAGAGGCCUCCAGAAGGACGGUGGGCCUCUGCCGACGCCCCCCGGGGUAAGGCUCCACCCUGUGCCUGGCACCGUGAAGCCUCUCAUCCCCCACAGCCCCCUCUCACCCCCAGCCCCUGGUGGCGGCGGCGGCAGCAGCAGCAAGGCCUUCCAGCUCAAGUCCCGCCUGCUCAGCCCCAUCGCCAGCGCCCGCCUGCCCCCUGAGCCAGGGCUGCCUGACAGCUACGGCUUCGACUACCCUUUGGACGUGGGGCCUCGGCGGCUCUUCUCCCCUGCACGCGAGCCAGCCCUCGGGCCCCCCGGGCCCAGCCGGCACAAGAUGUCCCCCCCACCCAGUGGCUUCAGUGAGCGGAGCAGUGGAGGCGGCGGGGGGCCCCUCUCCCACUUCUACUCGGGCUCGCCCACCUCCUACUUCACCAGCGGCCUGCAGGCUGGCCUCAAGCAAAGCCACCUCAACAAGGUGGUUGGCUCCUCCCCACUGGGCUCUGGAGAAGGUCUCCUGGGCCUUGGCCCUGGGCCUAAUGGUCACAGCCACCUGCUGAAGACCCCACUUGGCGGCCAGAAACGCAGCUUUGCCCACCUGCUGCCCUCACCCGAGCCCAGCCCAGAAGGCAGCUACGUGGGCCAGCACUCACAAGGCCUUGGUGGCCACUACGCUGAUUCCUACCUGAAGCGGAAGAGGAUCUUCUAAGGGGCUGGAGCCAGAAACGCUCAAGGGCCCACACCACGUGGCUUUUGGGUUUUCUGGUGUUUUGUUUUGUGUCUUUUAAACAACUUUCUUUCGGUAAUAGAAAAAUCUCUGAAAGACUUUACUGACCAACCAACUGGAGCCCCAGGAGUCCAAGGAGUAUGGGGGUCUGGGGGCUUCCCUGUGCCUCCGGCCUGCUCCCGGCACCAAAACCCGGCAGCCUUAAGAGAGAGGGGCCCUGGCCUGCUCUCCCUCCCUCCCCAUCUCCUGUCCUCCACCUGUGCCCAUCUCUCCGGGAGUCCUCUCCUGCCUCGUCACUCCUGUAUUUCGGCCCUUCGAGUGCCUUGGAGGUUUCCCUGACCUCCCGUGAGGGUCAGAGACUGUCCCCCUUUUUUAACUUUGACAAUUGACUUUUGUUUCCUUUUCUAAUUUUAAUUUUUUAAACUCUCCAGGACGCCCCCAACUCUGAUUCCUUCCAGGUCUGGCCUGUCUGGGCCUCCAUUCCACACUCUUCGGUUUGAAACGGCGCAUCCCUUUUCUCUCUUCCUACAUCUGCUGCAGGCAUGGCUGUCUCCUGCCCCUGCCUGCCCAUUCUGGCCUGGACCGCAGCCCCGGGUCCCCAACCCCCUGCCGCCGUCCCCUCCCCUUCUGUUGCCUUAAAGCUGGGCCCCAGGCCCCACUGGCCAGAGCCUCAGACGCCGAGUUCUGGGAGCUCGACUAUGGACCAAACAGCUCUGGCCUAGGACUCGGGUCCCCCUACCUGGGGUCUCCACCCUGGGGCCAGUAGAGCCCACCAUCCCUUCCUCCCUGGCCUAGGUGAAGAGAUGGGCAUUUUUGGCCAGUGCCCCUGCUGUCUGUGGGAGACGCACGCUGUGGGCAUCUCACUGAGCCUCUGCUGUAUCCCCCUUGUUGAAGAUUAGCUCCACCCUGGAGCUGGCCUCCUUUCUGCCCAGUGCCAGAAACCAGCACUCCAUGCAGAUACUCUGCACCUGCCCACCAGCAGGGCCUGUCGCCCUGAGGUGACCCUGGGCCCUGCCCCUGGCCAACUGGGCCACCAGCUUCCUUCCCCUGACCUGACUCUGGGGGCCCACAUCCACUUCAGGGGGAUGUCCUCCACAAUCUCCCCACACAGACCUUUGCUGAAUUAAAGUUUGUAAGUAAAUGGUUUUAAAGAAAUCA
Molecule: messenger RNA, 3114 nt
Organism: Carlito syrichta (Philippine tarsier)
Lineage: Eukaryota; Metazoa; Chordata; Mammalia; Primates; Tarsiidae
Gene: RAVER1
Product: ribonucleoprotein, PTB binding 1
Exons: 13
Molecular function (GO): RNA binding
Source: RefSeq, a predicted model, not a curated record